AGCAACCCAGCUCCAGCGCUCCACCGCUCUCCCCGGCCGCGGCGCCCCUCGCCGCCCUCCACGUCUCCGCCCCCCGCAGCUACGUGUCGCCGAGCAGGGAUCUCCCCAUCCAUGCAAAGCAGGGCUAGCCUGAUUGCAAGAACCUUCUCUCCGACCCUGCUCUCCCAAUCCCAUUCGACACACAGAGACACUUCCAUACAGGCACGGACGUCUUCCCCGCGUGCCCAGUAAUCUGAGCAAGUGAAAGGGAGCCAGGAGGAAGACGGCCAUGGAUCUGGUGAACGGGGUGCUGAACUGGGUGGUGACGCCGGCCAUGGUGGCCGGCCUGCUGCUCUUCUACCCGCCCUACUACCUCUUCAAGAGCUGCUACUCCUUCCUCUCAUGGCUCUUCCCCGAGGACGUCGCCGGGAAGGUCGUCCUCGUCACCGGCGCAUCCUCCGGCAUCGGCGAGCAACUGGCAUACCAGUACGCGUUGAAGAGGGCCUCUCUAGCCCUAGUAGCAAGAACGGAAUCGAGCCUCCGUCAUGUUGCGGACCGAGCAAUUGAGCUCGGUGCACGUGACGUGAUUGUUCUACCAGGCGAUGUCGCAAACCCUGAUGAUUGCAAGAGAUUUGUCCAGACUGCGAUCAGUCACUACGAUCGAUUGGACCAUCUUGUGUGCAACGCUGGCAUCGCAAGCGUAGGAGCGUUUCAGGAGAUUCCAGAUGUGACCAACUACAGUUCUCAGCUUGAUGUGAACUUCUGGGGUUCAGUUCAGACAACCUUUGCUGCACUCCCGUAUCUGAAAAGGAGCCGAGGAAGAAUCGUUGUCACCGCUUCUGCAACAGCAUGGAAUCCUGUUCCAAGAAUGAGCUUCUAUAAUGCUGCCAAUGCUGCGCUGGUGAACUUCUUUGAGACGCUGCGAACCGAGCUUGGAAGCGAAAUUGGGAUCACAAUAGUAACCCCUGGAUGGAUCGAGUCUGAAAUGUCAAAAGGGAAAUACCUGAAGGAGCAUGGAGAGAUGGAGGUUGAUCAAGAAAUGCGUGAUGCUCAAAUUGGUUUGUUUCCAGUGGAGUACGCGAAGAACUGCGCCAGGGCCAUGGUGCAAGCAGCUUGCCAAGGUGAGCGCUAUCUCACAGUGCCGGCAUGGUUCAGGGCAAUGUACCUGUGGAGGGUGUUUGCGCCGGAGGUCGUCGAGGUCUGCUACCGCCUCCUGUACAUGCACGGCCAUGGCGCGAGCCAAACCGACGCCCCGAGCAAGACGAUGGCUCAGGCAGGUGGGAAGCAGCUGCUGUACCCAACCUCGCUGCGUUCUGACGACGUCAAGAGCGACUGAGGUCGUGUGCGCACCAAGUGCACCUUGCUUGUCGGCCUUUGGACACCAACUUCAACUUGGUACACUUGAUAGGUCCCAUGGAAUGAGUGUGGUACGGAAAUCUGGUCGAAACUGUUGUGACCAUGUUAAUAUGCUGUGUAUCUUACCAUGAAUAAGUCAUGCUCGCUCUGG
Setaria italica (foxtail millet) is the source of this 1486-nucleotide messenger RNA. Its product is annotated as 11-beta-hydroxysteroid dehydrogenase 1B. The coding region runs from base 269 to 1315 and encodes 348 amino acids. NCBI's taxonomy places the organism in Eukaryota, Viridiplantae, Streptophyta, Magnoliopsida, Poales, Poaceae. The record is from RefSeq and is a predicted model, not a curated record. The transcript is spliced from 6 exons.